GGCCGCUGUGAGGCAGCUCAGCCCCGCCCCGCGCUUCCGGGCCUGCGCAGCGGUCUGCGGCCACGUGUGUCCGGGACCCCUAGAGCCGCCGCAAUGAAGCCGAGAAAAAAUAAAAAACGAGUUCCAAGCUUUCGCAAGUUGCUGAAAACUAGUAAAGUAAAACUUGACAACAAGUUAAAGAAUAAACAGUUUAAGCAGCAGAGCAUUGCUAAGAAAUAUCGAAAAGAGCAAAGAAAACUUAGGCAAGCUGUCAAAGAUGUUACAUCCAGAACAUCUGUUCCAUUGGAGGAAUUCAAGAAAAAACAUGCAGCUGAAAGAAAGGAGGAAGAGGAGGAAGAGGAAGCUCUUCCACUGGAUAUGAUGGAUGAAGAUGACAUGAAAUUAAUGGAAGAUUUAGCUCAAAAAGCAUCAUUUGUAACAAGAGACCUUUCUUCUAGUGAACCUGUUCAUGCUAAGAAACGAAAACAGGAAAGCGUGAUUGACAGAUAUGAGAAAAUGCCAAGGUGCAUGCAGACUGAGCCAGAAAAAGAACUUAUUCACCUGCUUCCUAUCAAAGAUAAAAGUGGCAUUAUUCCACAAACAAUGGAAAAGCCAGUCAUCAAUGUUGCACAGAAUGAAGAGGAGGAAGAUACAGAAGAAAUGGAGGUGGUAGAAGAAUCUAGUGAAGAACCCCAGCCGGUGCUCACUACAGAUGAACUGCUAAUUCAAAGGAGAAGGAAGCUGCAGGAGAAGAAGAUACACAUUGCAGCCUUAGCAGCUGCCAUUCUGUCUGACCCAGAAAACAGCAUAAAGAAGCUGAAAGAGUUGCGUGCCAUGCUAAUGGAACAAGACCCCAAUGUGGCUGUGAUUGUUCGGAAGCUGGUGAUGGUUUCUCUGAUGGAACUAUUCAAAGAUAUUACUCCUUCUUACAAAAUUCGGCCUCUGACUGAAGCAGAAAAACAUACCAAGGUUAGAAAAGAAACUCAGAAACUAAGGGAGUUUGAAGAAGGCCUUGUGAGCCAGUACAAGUUUUACCUGGAAAAUCUAGAACAAACAGUUAAAGACUGGAAGCAGAGGAAGCUGAAGAAAAGUAACGUGAUCUCGUUAAAAGCAUAUAAAGGUCUGGCAGAGAUUGCAGUCAAGUGUCUGUGUGAGCUUCUUGUGGUGCUGCCUCACUUCAAUUUCCACAAUAACAUCAUUGUCCUGAUUGUACCUCUCAUGAAUGACACAUCAAAAUUGAUUUCUGAAAUGUGUUGUGAAGCUGUAAAGAAGCUCUUUAAACAAGACAAACUGGGCUCUGUUUCUCUGGGUGUCGUUAAGGUGAUUUCUGGCCUUGUAAAGAGCAGAAAUUAUGAUGUUAGACCUGAGGUGCUAAAGAUAUUCCUUCAUCUACGAAUUAAAGAAGUAGAAGUAAAAAAAGACACAGAAGACAUUACUGCAAAGAAAAAGUUCAUGUCCUGUAAGGAGAAAAGGAAAAAUCUUUCAAGGAUGCAAAGAAAGUGGAAGAAAGCAGAAGAGAAGCUGGAACGAGAACUCCUGGAAGCAGAAGCCUCAGAGAGUAAAGAAAAAAAACUGAAACUGCACACAGAGACUCUGAAUAUUGUAUUUUUAACUUACUUCAGAAUACUGAAGAAAGUACAGAAAUCCCCUCUUUUGCCUGCGGUACUGGAAGGUCUUGCAAAGUUUGCUCAUCUCAUAAAUGUAGAAUUUUUUGAUGACCUGUUGGUUGUUCUACAUUCUCUCAUUGCAUCUGGGGAUCUAAGCUAUCGGGAGAGCCUUCAUUGCGUUCUCACUGCUUUUCAUAUUCUGUCUGGCCAAGGUGAUGUUCUUAACAUUGACCCUUCGAAGUUCUACAGUCACCUUUACAGGACACUAUUUAGGCUACAUGCAGGUGCUACGAAUGAUGACAUGGUGAUAGUGCUUCAGUGCCUGGAUGUAAUGCUUACCAAACGUAGGAAACAGGUUUCCCAGCAACGAGCCCUGGCUUUCAUAAAGCGACUUUCCACGCUUGCUCUCCAUGUCCUUCCAAAUUCCAGUGUUGGGAUCUUGGCAACCAACAGAAUAUUGAUGCAAACAUUCCCAAAAACAGACCUCCUGCUAGACAAUGAGGCUCAAGGUAGUGGACUUUAUCUCCCAGAACUGGAUGAGCCAGAGUGUUGCAAUGCUCAGAACACAGCUCUGUGGGAAUUACAUGCGCUACGGAGACACUAUCAUCCAACAGUGCAGAAAUUUGCAGAUCACCUUAUUGCUGGAGCUCCAGCUGAAGGUUCAGAAGCUCUCAGACCGGAUCUGAGCCGAAGGUCUGGCACAGAACUUUUUGAGACAUAUAAUAUGAAAGGAAUGACUUUUAAUCCUCCUGUAGCAUCUGUUACGCCUAGAAAAAAGGAUAAAUUUUUACAAGGGGAUUCAUUUCUAAAUGAAGAUUUAAAGGAAUUGAUUCAGACACAUCUCAAUGAUGCUGCUGUUCACCGACCCUUGGAUUUUGCUAAACACUUAAAGGAAUCAUCCCUAUCAUAAGUAUUACAACCCAGUAUAAUUGACUUCUUAAUUGGGGUGUGUGUGUGGGAAUAGCAGAAAGAAAUUGUUGCCCGUCAUCUUUACAGGAAUUCAGAUAAAGUCCUGCUAUGGAAAGAUAAAAAUGUAUGAUCCAUCGCUUAUGCACACAAAGUAAUAGCAGUGUUUUGCAGUUAACCAGAACCUAUUGGUUAACUAAGUAGGCUGCAUUCUCACAGGAACCAUACUGAACUGUAACAAAAGUAACUUCUGGAAGUAUAAAAGUCUGAAGGCAGGUGACUUCAAUAUUGCUUGAGAUGUAUAUUAUUGCAAUAUUUUUUGUUUACAUAAAUAUAUAUUUUGCAAGAGA
Malaclemys terrapin pileata is the source of this 2842-nucleotide messenger RNA. RefSeq names its product NOC3 like DNA replication regulator (gene NOC3L). NCBI's taxonomy places the organism in Eukaryota, Metazoa, Chordata, Testudines, Emydidae. Gene Ontology annotation, cellular component: nucleolus. The transcript has 21 exons. Gene Ontology annotation, biological process: DNA replication initiation. The coding region runs from base 94 to 2496 and encodes 800 amino acids. Gene Ontology annotation, molecular function: chromatin binding. The record is from RefSeq and is a predicted model, not a curated record.